Cooperia oncophora is the source of this 312-nucleotide messenger RNA. Lineage: Eukaryota; Metazoa; Nematoda; Chromadorea; Rhabditida; Trichostrongylidae. The record is from the annotation of a GenBank genome assembly.
AUGAUGGAUGCCUUAAUGUUAGCCCAUCUCCGUAACGUGAUCACCGUUGAUCGUGUCAUUGAUGCUGUGAGCCGUCAUACGACCGUUGACGAGAGCGAGCGACCAAUGGACUCAGUCGAUGCGCUGCUCUUUUGGAUAAACAAAGUUUGUCUACUUGUGAGAGACGACGUUGAAAGGGCACAAAUCCAGCUGAAAGGAGCUUCCGAAGGCGGAAUGAUACCCGAAAUGGAAGACCUUUAUGAUGAAAUCAGUGAUGGGCAAUGUCUUUGUACAUUAGUUAGCAUGGUAUCGACCGCGAGAAAUGGAAAUUGA